UAUUUGGCCUUCUGAAAGUAGAUGCAUUUAGGAAUCUUUAAGAUUACUUACAACAAAACUGCAACGCAUUUUAUGGAUGACUGUUUCGUGAACCUAGGAGAGGAGGUAAUUCUGACUUUGCUACAAAAAUCUGGCACUUCUGAAUCAGCUAAUAUGGCAGGUGAGAGAAACCCUGCAUCAUGUUACCUGGAUGAAAGGACCUUUCGGCUUUGUUGUCAGCUCUUUCUCCAGCACUCUGAGACCAUCCAGGACGGCUGGAGCUGGGAGCAGAUCAAGGACACUGAUGAAGGCUUCAUGAAGAAGACUGUUCUCAUGCCUGUAAAACCAAGCGUUUUGCACAAACAACAUGAGUGUUCCAUACAGGAUGAAAACAUGGUGACAGAUGAUAUCCAGGCAAACGUUGAGGAUGAAACGGCUGGAGUUCAGGCAGUAUGUGAAAUUCACGCUGUGCUGCGCUAUGAAUACCACGUUCUGUAUUCUUGCAGCUAUCAGAUCCCCGUCCUCUAUUUCAGAGCCUCCACGUUAGAUGGGCGACCCCUGUCUCUCGAGGAGGUGUGGAGCAAUGUUCAUCCAAACUAUAGACAGAGACUACAGCAGGGACCCUGGGACACACUGACCCAACAGGAACAUCCUUUACUGGGCCAACCAUUUUUCAUGCUUCAUCCAUGUCGCACUGAGGAGUUUAUGAAACCUGCUCUGGAUUUGGCACAAGCUGAAAACAAGAGGAUGAACUAUAUCGUGACUUGGCUCAGUAUUGUUGGACCCGUUCUCAGACUGGACGUCCCUUUGAGCUACAGCACAGAGGUGUCUGCUCCUGACUGAAGCGCCUCUGCUGUGAUCUUCCUGUCUGUCUCAGACUCCACAGACCCAGAGGACGUGCAGAGAACAUGCUGAGGGUCUCAGAGGGGCCAAAGACGCUUCAGAUGUCUUGUUAGCGAUGCUUGAGCAUUCAAGACACCAAGUCUUUAAGUUCACAAGUUAGCGCUAAAUGUUUAAAAAAAUUGCACUAAAAUAAUUUCAUUCAAAUGUUUGGGGUCCGUAAGAUUUUUUUCUAUUUACCAAGGAUGCAUUGAUAGUGAUCAAAAUGAACAGUAAAGACAUACGAUUACAAAAAUGUUCUAUUUUAAAUAAAUACAUUUAUAGAAAUGUUUCUAGAGCAGCAAAUCAUCAUAUUAGAAUGAUUUCUGAGGGAUCAUAUGACAUUGAAGACUGGAGUAACGAUGCUGAAAAUUCAGCUUUGCAUCACAGGAAUAAAUGACAUUUUUUGUAAUAUAUUCAGAUAGAAUCGGAAUCAGAUUUUAAAUUAUAAUAACAUUUCACAAUAUUACCAUUUUUACUGUAUUUUUGAUCAAAUAAAUGCAGACUUGGUGAGCAGAAGAGACUUCUUUCAAAAACAUCUUACUGAAAUCUUGUUGGUAGUGUAUACUGUAAUUAAUCUUUUGGGUUACCAAUCAUAAAACGUCCAUAUUAUCUGACAGAUGUCACUGAAAUAUGCCUGAGAAGCCAGUUGCAUUUGUUUGUAGGAUGCAUGUACAUAACCUGCAUUGCUGUUAUGGUUGUUCAUGGGAAAAUCAUUUAUAUACAGGGAUUUGUUCAGAAAAUGUACUCUUUGAGACAUUACCAUCAAAUUAAAAAGACAAACAAUAGU
Messenger RNA from Carassius carassius (crucian carp), 1648 nucleotides. Its product is annotated as ubiquitin-like-conjugating enzyme ATG10. Gene Ontology annotation, cellular component: intracellular anatomical structure. Gene Ontology annotation, molecular function: Atg12 transferase activity. The coding region runs from base 22 to 822 and encodes 266 amino acids. The record is from RefSeq and is a predicted model, not a curated record. The transcript has 7 exons. NCBI's taxonomy places the organism in Eukaryota, Metazoa, Chordata, Actinopteri, Cypriniformes, Cyprinidae. Gene Ontology annotation, biological process: macroautophagy; protein lipidation; protein modification by small protein conjugation.